GAUUUAGGUAGUUGCAGCAUCGCCCAGCUUUGGUCCCGGAGGACAUCAUGUUUGCUUGUAGAGCUUGUACAAGAAGAUGCUUGACUAUUCUGUUUGAAAACACAAUUCUACUUGAGGUUCCGAAAUAUGCCGCGCCUACGGCUGCGUGCACGGCGAAGAGCUAUGCGACAGCUGCCGUGGCAAUGAGACCAUCCAGACCGGCACGCAGCAGCAAACCAGCCGAGGACGAGCAAGAGGACCAAGACGAAGACGGAGAUGAAGAUGACGUGAAACGCAGAGUAUCCAAAUCAACACAGUGGGCUGUCAACAAACAUCUGCACUACCUAAAAGACCCGCUCUUCAUUGCGCAACAUGUCGAGCAGACGCUGGCCAAGGGCCGCUUCGACGAGGCCGCUCUCCUGGUGCGGACGGCGAGCAAAGAUCACAAAAUACCCGUCAGUUGGAACCAUCUGAUCGAUUACCAACUGCGCGAACACAAGUUACACGCUGCCAUGAAGCUUUACAACGAGAUGAAGAAGAGGGCCCAAAUGCCAACCGCCCAGACCUACACCAUCAUCUUCCGGGGGUGCGCUGCGUCGCCGCACUCAAAGCUAGCAGUGAGAGAGGCCGUCAGACUCUACAACAACAUGUUGAAUGGCCCAGACGAACGGCUGAAGCCCAAUACAAUCCAUCUAAACGCCGUCCUCCAGGUUUGCGCAAGGGCCAAUGACAUUGACACCAUGUUUACCAUCGUGGACUCGGCCAACGGAGGGCUACGGGCCCCGAACAAUCUGACUUACACUACCAUCCUCAACGCACUUCGGAACCAUGCCGUGCAAGCCAUUCACGAGAGCAGCAAACGGGGACCGGACGGGGCGUCGGAGAGCCAGCUGGAGGAAAUUGCGCAGCUGAGCAUCCAGCGAGCAAAGGCCAUCUGGGAUGAGGUCAUUUCGAAGUGGCGCUCUGCCAACAUUGUCAUCGACGAGGAACUUGUCUGCUCCAUGGGUAGAAUACUGCUUUUGGGCGGUUAUAAGGACAGCGAAGCCGUUUUGUCUCUCAUUGAGCAAACUAUGAAGAUCCCCAAGGAUGAGCAGUUGCUCAUUCGCCUUGGCAUGGAUCGAGAGGCUUCAGCUACCCAGGUUCAGGAGGUCCAGAAUUCUAAAAGCAAAGCAUUGCAAAAACCCAGUUACAAGGCACCCAGAAAGCUCUCAGCAACACACGCACAACCCGGGAAUAACUCGCUAUCCCUCAUUCUCUCUGUCCUAGACAAGAUCCGCAAAACAACCCUCGGGCCCCGCUACUGGACAGUCUUCACCAAGGUGUAUUCGGUUGAUCCCGAUGCCCAAAACUGGCAUGCUCUCCUGAGGUUGCUGUGCCGGGGUAAAAACAGUACCAAGACUGUUGAAUACCUUCUCCAGACCAUGCCCAAAGAAUACAUGUCCGCAAGGACCUUUCGUACGGCUAUGUUCACAUGCCUAGGAGACAAUCUGAACAAGAGCGCUUUCAACAAUGCCACCUCAGUCCUCGAGAUAAUGCUCACCACGAUGCGCGUCCCCGACAUGAGAGCCAUGAGUAUUUACUUGCGCCUUGCUUACGCCAACAAGCGCAUGUUCGUGGAACAGGCCAAGACGGAUGUAGACGGCGCCAAGCUAGCCUGGGGCAAGCAGCUGACAACUGCGCUUGACAAUCUUUGGGAGCCUUACAAGAUCGCUGCCAAGCAGUUCACCUUUGGCGGGUUAGCCAAGGUUCCGCACAAAAGGUUCUUGAACGAGACGGAGCGGGAGCGCUGGCUACACGAUGCAGGACCGCGCGCUGAUUUGGUCGCAUUGGCACGCAAGAUGAUCGCGGCGCACGAUCGUCUAAUCUUCGAGGGCAUAGUACCUACCGACGUAGCAGAGAGGUUGAAGCCGAAUCGCAACCUGUUGAAUCGAUUUGUCGUCAAAUAUUUUGAAGAUAGGGAGCGCCUCGAGCCAGGUUGGAACCGCAAACUGAAAGAGCUUGAAGCCCAGGAGGAAGAGGAUGAUAAGUAUAAAUGGGUCGCGUUCUACGAGCGGGAACAGUAAUGUGCUAGUGAAUGGGCAUCUGAGAUCUUUCAAUUCGAGCGCGAGGGCUUGGACCAGAGAGAGCUGGCGUAUAUACUAUUUGUACAUAACUACCAGAAUAUACCUGUACAAAUAUUGUACGAACAAUCGACAUCUCAAACUACACCACGCAGUAUCGAAGUACGUACGGCCACCAAACUAGUCGAGGUUCAACUACAUACGCAACUGUGCGCAACAUUGUCGGCAUCAAAGAUACCAUGCAACACAAUAAGGCUGA
Messenger RNA from Pseudomassariella vexata, 2298 nucleotides. RefSeq lists its product as uncharacterized. The transcript has a single exon. NCBI's taxonomy places the organism in Eukaryota, Fungi, Ascomycota, Sordariomycetes, Amphisphaeriales, Pseudomassariaceae. Gene Ontology annotation, molecular function: protein binding. The record is from RefSeq and is a predicted model, not a curated record. The coding region runs from base 48 to 2042 and encodes 664 amino acids.